AUGGAUUUGAAAAUAAUUUGUUGGAAUAUUCGUGGUUUGAAUGAUUUGAACGGAAGGGAUAUUGUAAAGAAGAAGGUUAGGGAUUGGAAGCUAUCUAUUUUACUUUUGCAAGAAGCAAAAUUUCAGCUUUGUACAGAUUUAAUGGCUUGGCAAUGCUGGGGAAAUAAACAUGUGAAAUGGAUUGAUUCUCCAUCUCAGGGAAGCUCAGGUGGUAUUUUAUUUUUCUGGGAUUCUUCUAAAAUCGAAGUUUCUGACUUUCUAAUGGGUCCUUAUUCUAUUACUUUGUUGUGUAAAACAAUUUCAUCAUCUUUCCAAUGGAUGUUUACUGGUAUUUACGCGCCUUGUGCUUCUUAUACUGAAGAUGUGAAACUUUUUUGGAGAGAAAUUGAAGAAGUAAGAAGUUUCUGGCAAUACCCAUGGGUAAUUGGUGGGGAGUUUAAUGAGAUUAGAUUUUGUCAUGAAAGAUCAACGGGAAGUGAUUAUACCUGUGGAAUGGAGAGGCUGAAUAAAUUCAUUUCCAAGCAUCAUCUUAUUGAUUUUCCUUUGAUCGGAGCCACUUAUACGUGGACAAACAAUCAAGUUCAAAGUGUUAGAAUCCGAAUUGACAGAUUGUUAGUUUCAUUAUCAUGGGAGAUGGAGUUCCCUAAUGUAAUUCAAAAAGCUCUUCCUCGUCCUGUCUCUGAUCAUAGUCCUAUAGCCCUGAUUUGCGAUGGAAACCCCGGUUUUGUUUUUUUCAAAAAACUACAACUUUUAAAGCCUAAGUUAAGAGAGUGGAGCAAGCAAGAGUAUGGAGAACUAGAAAGAAAGCUGGAGGAUUUGGAGGAAAUUUUCAAUAAUUUGGACAUUGAAGAAAAUCUGCAGAAUGGCCUUACAAGUGCUCAAUGGGAUGAGAGAGUAGUUGCAAGAAAAGAAUGGUGCAGACUUACCUUGGUGAAAGCUGAGAAGUGGAGAUGCAAAGCAAGAGUCAAUGACAUUAAGAAUAAUGAUAACAACACAAAAUAUUUUCACAAACUGGAAAAUGACAAUAGAAGAAGAAGUUAUAUUGGCUCUAUCAAGGUUAAUGAUGUUUUAACUGCUAAUGAAGAAGAAAUUAAACAUGACUUUAUGAAAGUUUUGCAAGAUUUACAAGAAAGAAGUUUUCUUGAUUGGAGACUCAAGAAUACUUUUAUAGCUCUUAUUCCUAAGAAGGAUACAAUUGAAGAAAUUAAAGAUCUCAGGCCAAUUAGUUUGGUUCAUGGAGCUUAUAAGAUACUCUCAAAAUUGUUGGCAGAAAGGUUCAAAGUAAGUCUUCCCUCAGUUAUUUCUCAGCACCAAACAACUUUCAUCAAAAAAAGGCAAAUUUUAGAUGGAGUGUUAAUUGCCAAUGAGCUUAUUGAUUCUAGAACUAGAAGUGGAAAACCUGGUUUGUUAUGCAAAGUAGAUUUUGAAAAGGCCUUUGACCAUGUUAAUUGGGAUUUUAUAGAUGAAAUUUUGAAGCUGAUGGGUUAUGGAGAUAAAUGGAGGAGUUGGGUCAAAUGUUGUGUUGAAUUUGUGAAAUUCUCUGUUUUGGUGAAUGGUAGUGCAUCUGGCUUUUUCACAAGUAAAAAGGGUAUCAGGCAAGGAGAUCCCUUAUCACCAUUUUUAUUCCUUUUGGUGGGUGAAGCUCUUUAUUACAUUUUAAAGCAAGCUCAGCUACAAGGUCUUAUUUCUGGUUUUCAAGUCAGCAAUGAAGGUAUGCUUAUUAGUCAUUUGCAAUCUGCUGAUAACACUUUGAUUUUUUUAGAUGUUGAUAUUGAACAAGUGAAAAAUCUUAGACUGAUUCUUCUUUCUUUUGAGCUUUUAACUGGCCUGAAGAUAAAUUUUUCUAAGACUCAAAUUUUUGGAGUUGGCUUUGAUGGAGACUUAUCACAAUUCUGUGACAUUCUGAGGUUUUAUUCUGGUCUGCUCCCAACUAUUUAUUUAGGUCUUCCUCUUGGAGAUAAGUGCAGAGGUGUAGCUAAAUGGGACAAGAUAGUAGAUAAAUUCAUUGCAAAACUUGUUGGUUGGAAGAAAAAGCUUCUCAAAAGAGCAGUCAGAUUUUGGGAAGACAAUUGGCUAUAUGACACUUAUAUUAAAGACUGUUAUCCUCAUCUUUACAAUGUUUCUAGAUCAAAAAAUCACAAAGUGGUUGAAAUGGGUGUGACUGAAGCAAAUGGUGUUGUAUGGAAUCUUAGAUCUCCAAGAAGAUUGUUUGGUGCUGCUGCAAUGGAACAUGCUAUUCUUGUCUCUGAUUUGGCUUCUUUCACUUUCACUCCUGAUCUUGAGGAUGAAUUGCAGUGGAAUCUCCGUGCAAGUAAGGUUUACUCUGUCAAAUCUUUAUAUGAUUUCCUUAGUGUUAUUGAUGCAGACACAUCAGAGAAACCAUUUUUCUCUUUUAUCUGGAAGCAGAAGUAUCCACCAAAGAUAGGUUUUUUCUUGUGGACAAUUUCACAUGGAAGAUUACCUACUAGAGACUCUUUAAGAAGAAAAAGAAUGGAUGUUCCAGCUGACUGUCUCUUUUGCAAUGAACCUGAAACAACUGCAUAUGUUUUACUGCACUGCACUUUUGCAAAAAAAAUCUGA
Messenger RNA from Papaver somniferum (opium poppy), 2580 nucleotides. RefSeq lists its product as uncharacterized. Bases 1 to 2580 code for a protein of 859 amino acids. The record is from RefSeq and is a predicted model, not a curated record. The transcript has 4 exons. Lineage: Eukaryota; Viridiplantae; Streptophyta; Magnoliopsida; Ranunculales; Papaveraceae.